UUCCCGCGCGAGGCUGAGUGGUUGGUUGCGCGCGCAGCUGGGCCCCGGUUACGAGCGGGUCGCGGGCGUUGAAAAUAGCUGACAAUUCUGCUUGUGAUUAUCUAGUGGUUUCAGUUGGAGACUGUUGGAAUGAUGGCAGCUGAUUCAAAGGGAAAGAGAAGGGGUUCAAGACAACCAAAAUGUGCUUUCUGUAAACUGAAUAAAGAGGAACAUUGUGGCCAGUUAUUAGUUGCUCAAAGCCAGAAGAUGGCAGCACAUCACAGAUGUAUGUUAUUUUCAUCUGCACUGGUGACUACACAUUCUGAGAAUGAGACUCUUGGAGGCUUCUUGCUUGAUGAUAUCAAGAAGGAAAUAAAAAGAGGCAAUAAACUGAGCUGCUCUUGUUGUCACCGCCCAGGAGCAACAAUUGGAUGUGACGUAAAAACUUGUCGUCGAACAUACCAUUACUAUUGUGCAAAACUUGACAAAGCUCAAAUAAAGGAAGAUCCGUCUCAGGGAAUAUAUUUGAUUCUCUGUCAAAAGCACAAAGAAGGUGCAGAGGAUUCCAGUGAGGAUGGUCUCCCAGGAAACCUGACAGUGUGUCCUACAAGUCAUCGUAGAGGUGUUCGGGGAGGACAAAGAGGAAGGCGAAGAGUUCCUAACUGGAAAGAUGAGUCAGAUGAUGCCAUGUCUACAUCAUCCCAAGGAAAAGAUGAAACUAGUUGCAGUUCCUAUAGGGAACGAUCUCCUCACUGCAGCAGUCCCACAGUUACAGGGCCAAAGUGUGGAUUCUGCCAUGCUGGAGAUGAGGAAAACGAGACCAGAGGAAAGCUGCACACUUCAAAUGCUAAAAAGGUUGCUGCACAUUACAAAUGCAUGCUGUUUUCUUCUGGUACUGUUCAGCUUACAACUUCAUCUAGGAAAGAUUUUGGUGACUUUGAUAUCAAAACAGUCAUUCAAGAGAUCAAGAGGGGCAAAAGGAUGAAAUGUACACUAUGCAGUCAAAUCGGCGCAACUAUUGGCUGUGAAAUCAAAGCUUGCAUCAAAACUUAUCAUUACCACUGUGCAGUUGAAGAUCGAGCCAAAUUCAUUGAGAAUCUUGACAGAGGGAUCUACAGGCUUUACUGUAAAAAUCACAGUGGAAAUGAUGAACGAGAUGAGGAGGAUGAAGAAAGAGAAAGUGUCUCACGUUGUGCAAGGGAGCAAGAAGCUGAUCAUCGAGAGAAAAACUGAAAAAGGAGCCUUGGAUACAGAAAAGUGCCAAGAAAAUGCCUGUGAACUGAGUGGAAGUGGCUGGUAUAUUGUGCUUAAACUGCUCAUGGGCUUGUGAGGACCUUAAAAAAAAUCCAAAGAUCGUUUAAGAACAUAUUUUAUUCUGGCAAUACUCCUCAUUCUGAGGGGAAAUAUAGUGAAAUCGCCUAGCUAAUAUACCUGCUUUUUUUCUGGAAUGUUCCAGAAGUGGAUUAUUAGACUAUUUCUAUUACAUCCUUCUGAAUUUGUUUUAGUGAAAUGAACUAUAUGGGACAUGUUGCCUUGCCUGUACUCAGCAUAAUGAAGACUCUAAGAGGGAACAUGUAUAUGUGUUUUUGAUACUUCUGGAGUUUGAGUUUGAAAUGAAAAUCUCCAGCCCAGGACUGGAAUCAAACAUUUGCAGCACCAAUAUCUGAUUUAGCACUCAGUGGUUUUCAAGUUUGUAGUUCUAAACAAUAAGCAUUUACAGCUUUUGAUGCAGCUGCUAACAGUCAUCUGUUUAGUGAAAUGGUCCAAAUGUUAGUACUGUCAAAACUAGGUAUCAGGCUGUGGAUCCAGCCGCUUCUUUACACAGCUGUGAAUUGAAAGCAUCUCCUAAAGUUGGAUUGGUAAAACUCAAGUGUUUGUGGACCUAGUUCUCGUGCCAUCUGGCAAUAACUGAUUUUAAAAAAAACAGAGGAGACAAAGAAUAGACAAGACAGUUUCCAAGUUUUGAUAUCUCCACUUUAGAAGCACGAAAUUUAUCCAGUUUUUAUUGGGCAGAGUAUAAUAAACCUUCAGAAAUUAUUGACUAUAUUUGCUAUCUGAUCAUCCGCAGAAGUCUAAUUAGUCAUUACAACUGGCCUAAUCUCAGCGAAUGGCAUUGAUGAAAUCAUGUUUUAGAUUAGAUGUUGAAAUCAGUGUUGUAUUUUGCUGCAAAUUUGAAGAUGAUUUUGACUAUUAAACAGCAUUUGUUAGGUGUAUGAAUUCCAUGUUGGGUUUCUUUCUGUAUUUGUGAUUUUCCUUAAAAUUGAGUUGUAUAAACUGUAAAAGUUAAGACUUCAAAUUAAAAACAAUGUUAGACAAUUAGUUUACUUCUAAUUAGAAAGCAGUGCUAGUUCUGCCUUUUUUUUUUAACCAAUACAUCACCUAUAUUGAUGUUAGAAGUGGAAGCGAGACAAUUUGAGGAUAGGUUAGUAUCGGUGGUGGAUACACUGCACCAGACUCUGUUUCAGUCUUUUUAUAGUAGGUGGUUAGGUGUUAAACAAAAUAAUAUUUUUAAAAUAUUAUAUAUAUUAUAUCUGUCCUCAGUGUUUAAAGGUAUCUGAUUUCUGAUGUCCCUCAUUUUCAAGUGUUCUAUAUGUUCAGAUGAAUGUUUUACAUGUUAAUUUUACCAGCAACUAUAAUUUUUGACCAUAUGUUGUUGGUCAAAAUUAAUUGUGCUUCUGGUAAAUGCUUUAAUUUUCCUUAGUUGCUUGCGCUAAUAUUAGCAAACACUUAGCUGUGAUUUUAGUUUUCUUUUAAGCUUUCACUUUAGAAGCUUAUAAAAUAUUCCAUGGUUUUCUUUGCCAAAACAGUUGGAGGCUAUUACUUUUUGACAAGCACACAAUGGCUGGGAUAAGCUUGGUAUAAUUUUAAAUGCUGCAAUGGCAGCAAUAUACUAAGUUCAAACUUCUAGUGCAUAUUUUACAAAGACAAAUGAUUGUAAUAGUACUGUAUUGGAAGCUUCCCUCUGCAUCAUACAGGGGUGGUGGUAUUGGUGACAAAACUCCACAUUGCCUGCACUUUCAUUGCAUAUUCAUUUCAUGGAACAGAGCAGACUAAAAUAGGGAUCUUUGGACUCUGAGCAAAUCAAUUCUUAGCCAUCUCUUUACUUUCUGUAUUUUUACCCCAAUUGGUACUAUGGGCCAACUUGGUCAGUGGUCCUGUGUAAUAGGCAACUCCAGAAAUGACUGUGGUUUGACCAUGAUAAUAUUUCCUUUGGAUCAGCUGAAGAACAACACUUUGGUCUUGCAGUAAAUAUGGCUGUUCCUUCUCACAUCUCACUCACUCUAAUCCCUGAAGGGUCAUCUCAGAAUCAGGUUUAUUAUCAUUGACUUAGAUGAUAUGGAAUCUAUGUUGCAGCAGUAGAACAAUAUUUAAACUCAGCAUUGAGCAACCAUAUUUAUAAAGACAUAAAAUUACCUUAAGUAAUGCAAAAAAGGAAGGAAUGAUGAGUUGGCAUGCAUGGACCAUUCAGAAAUCUGAUGGAGGGGAGAAGCUGUUAACAUGGAAUAUAGAACAGUACAGUACAGCACAGGAAAAGGCCCUUCAACCCAUGCUGUAAUGCUGAACCAAUUAAAUUAUAAUUAAACGGCCAACUAAAUUUCUUCUCUUUGCACAAUGUCCAUAACCUUGUGUUUCCUUCACAUUCAUGUGUCUAUUUAAAUGUCUCUUCAAAGUCCCAAAUGUACUUGCCUCUACCACCACCCCAGGCAGCACAUUCCAGACAUCCACCACUCUGUGUAUUUAAAAAAGACAACUUGCCCCUCGCAUCUUUGAAAAUACUCCUCCUCACCUUAAAUGUGUGCCCUCUGGUAUUAGAUACUUUAACUCUUGGAAAAAGAUAGUCUUAUCUACUGUAUCAAUGCCUCUCGUAAUGUUAAAAGACCUCUACUAUAUAGCCCCUGAGCCUCCACUGCUUCAGAGUAAACAGCCUAAGUUGGUCCAACCUUGUAAUCCAGACAACAUCCUGAUAAAUCUCUUCUGUAUCCUCUCCAAAGCUCUGAUAUCCCUUUGAGAAUAGAGUGACUAGAAUGGUAUGGAAUACUCCAGAUGUGGCCCAACUAGAGUUUUAUAAAGCUACAACAUUAUUUCCAGACUUAAGAACUCAAUUCCUCAACUGAUGAAAGCAAACACUGAGGGUUUUGCAUUUAACAGUGUAAUGUCUCUUUACAUUUGACCUACCAAAGUGCAACACUUCACAUUUGGCUGGGUUAAACUAAAUCUGUCUGUAUCCACAACUCCAGUAAUCUUCAUAUCAUCUGCAAAUUUACUAACCCACCUAUCUACAUUUUCAUGCAGGUUAUUUAUAUACAUCACAAACAGCAGAGGUGUCAGUACAGAUCCAUGCAGAACACCACUAAUCACAGGCAUCCAGCUAGAAUAAGUCCCUCUGACCACUGCCCUGUUUUCAAUGGGCAAGCUUAUUCUGAAUUCAAUUGGCCAAUUCACCAUGGAUCCCAUGCAUCUUAAUCUUCUGGAUGAGCCUCCCAUGAGGGACCUUGGUAGCACCUUACUGAAAUCCAUCUAAACAAUAUCCACAGUUCUGUCUUUGCUAGCUUGUCAAAAAAUCAAUAAAGUUAGUAAGACAUGACUUGCCCCACAUAUGGUUUUCCAAAUGAUAGUGAAUUAAAUUGAACAGUAGAUGUUUAGACUGUCUCUUGUUGGAAUUGAUCAUUGCCUAACCAUUCAGUGAUGUGCUUGAGUGCUGCCUGUAUAUGUCAACUGCUUUGUUGAGGAGUUGCAGCUGCAACUGAAUAUUCUGUAAUCAUGAGGAAACAUUUCCACUUCCAACCUGAUAAUGGAAGGAAAGUGAUUUUUAAAGCAGCUAAAGACGGUUGGGCUUGGAUGCUCUUCUAAGAAACUACUGCAGAGAUGUCCUAAAGCUAGAAUCAUUUUGGUUUGACCUCAGCUAUUGGAAUGUUUCCUGGGGCUUCCUUAAUGCCACUGAUAGAUCUGCCCUGAUAUUGAGGCAAGCAUCCCCAUUUCACCGAAGAAAUUCAACUUUUGCUCUUUGUGGCAGGUUUGAUGAGUGAUGUUGGAUACUGAAAUGUACAAUCCAUUUGUAUCCUUCCUAAUUUUAAUGUUGCUUUAUUGAACAUGGAGGAGUGCUGAGGGAGGAUAGUGGUUAGAAUCAUAACCCAUAUUUUCUGUCCUUGUUCUUUUAAUAUCUAACCCAUUCUAAGUUGUACUCUCUGGCCCCUAAUCACACUGUCCGUACCCAGUUCCAUUUCACUCUCUGAUUUCUCCCCAUACUAUUUAAAUUACUAUUUAAAACAAUGAACUCACUAUCUUCAUUCUCUGAAAUAUUCCACUCUUUAAAGAAAGCACCUUACUCAUUUUCACAAAAGUUAUUAACAGAUUAUUGCAUUGAAGCAGAUCUAUUUUCAACCUACAAUUAUUUUUUUUUUAAUUUAUUUGAUUAUUUUAAUUGUUUUUAAAUGUUCUGCUGAUGUUGGGAAACAAUCUAUUGCUCUUUGCCCUGUUAAAAGCCUUUUGUAAUCUUGGGCUAUUAAACUGGAGAACUUGGAUCAGUUAAUGAGUCAAUCUAAACCCCUUUGCAGCCAGUCUGGCCAUUGCCCUGUCAAACUUCAUGUUACUUGUCAAUUCAGCCCAACACUGCUGUCCUUAAAAUUUGUCACUUAAUACCUCAUCUAUUUGCCAUUUUCUUGGCCUGUUUUUUUUAUAAACAGAGACCAAUCUGCUUCUCAGUCUUACUAUUUAAAGUGUAAUUAUUUUCCCUAUUUAAUUUAACUGGACGUCUAUUCAAUCAUCAUCCGUAUAGUCCUAGAGUCGUAGAGAAGUACAGCACGAGACAGGCCCUUCGACCCAUCUAAUCGAUGCUGAAACCAUUUAAACUGCCUACUCCCAUCAUACUCCCUACCAUCCAUGUACCUGUCCAGACUUCUCUUAAAUGUUGAAAUUGAGCUUGCGUACACCAUUUGUGCUGGCUGCUCAUUCUACAAUCUCACGACCCUCUGAGUAAAGAGGUUUCCCAUCAUGUUCUCCUUAAACUUUUCAUCUUUCACCCUUAACCCAUGACCUCUGGUCCCACCCAAUAAAGAAUUCCAACAAAUCCUCUUGCAUCCUCUCGUCAAAAUAUUGCCUUUUCCAUCACCACUCCCUGAUUUUUGUCAUCUUCAACUCUGUUCUAGCAAUAUUAGAUCAUGUAGCAAUACAGCUCAGGAACAGGCCCUUCGGCUCACAAUGUUAUGCCAAACUAAUUCAGCUCGUAUCUCAACCCCCUUUGUCUGUGCUUUAUCUCUGUUCAUUCUCCCGUAUUCAUAAUGAAUCGUGGAAUAUAUUAUUUCAUGAUUCAACACAGCCUUAUGAAGCAACACGUCCAUAAUCCUCUCAAUGAGAGUAAUCUGCCUUUUUGUUGAUCUCUGCAUGGUUUAUUCUCCUUAACUUUGUGUGGCACUGUUUUAGCUUUGCUUUUUAUGUAAGAGGUUUGGGCCAUCUAUGAGCAAUUUGCAUUUGUUAGAUUUCUUCUGUCAUAACGUGUUAGUGUUUAAUUUUCAGCCAUUGUUGGAAGCUCCCCUAUUUUGUCUAAGAGUUGAUGAACUUGCCUCUCGCAAGAGGUUGUCUUGUAUUUUGCUGGUCCCUCUGACAGAAGGUCCCUUUGCCCCUUCUAAUGGACAGGAUUGACUUUCCAGUAGCUGUGGUGGAAAUCACAAUCUCUUUAUUGUAUGUUCCAGUAUUACCGAUGAGUGACACAUUGAGACACAAAAGAAUUAAAGAAUAUAUCCAGAUGCUUGAGAUGCUGUCUGGUGAAAUAUUCCAACCACAGCAUUUGAUAUUUGAAGUGAUGGGAUGAUGUAAUCAGUUUGAAAAUGAAAAUGCAUUGAACUUUGAAAUUCCAUGCAGAGUAAUUGCAGCAGUCACAUUGUCUCACUGUAGUUUGAAAGCUAUGAUUUAUUCUUUUUCCACCGAGCAGUGUACUCCCAAAUCAUCACUGUCAAUCAUCUGCUAAUGAAAAUUGUUUCCUCCUCUUUACCCUUGCUAAGAUAUGGUUUGAAACAGUACCCACACAAUCCUGCAAAUAAGUGGAGGAAAUAUGUAUUUUCUCUUCCUGUAAGAUUGGUAUUCCUGGAAACUUUCCUAUUGCAUAUCUGGUAAUAAUCUUCAGUAAUGGCAAAACUGACACCACAGCACUACACCACCUUAAUUCAAUGAUUAAUAUCAACUGGAGAAUAACUAGCUGCAUUUUGCACCCUGCAGAAUGGUUUACCACAGUUCAUUUUGAUCUUUGUAAAGCUGGAAGUUGACUUACUUGCCAAAAGCUAAUAUCAGAAUUUACACUGGCUAUUUAGACGUUGCACUUCAACGGAGGUUUACAUUCAAUAGACAUCUAAGUGCCUUAAACAUGAAAUAGGAAGACUGUGUUCACGUGGGGUGAAUUUGGGCUACAAAUGAAUCAUUCCACAUGGGUGUAGUGAAGUUUCUGGUUAUCUGAGUUUCCAUAUGAUCCUUUCCAACCCAGACAAGGGAGAAAUUUUUUCCUGUUGACUUUAGUACACCUUCCAUGAGCUGAAACCAUUUCAGUAGAUACCAUUAUUCUUCAAAUGCAACCUGAAUGGGAAUUUAAUCAUUAUUUUCUCUGCUUUCACAAUGCUUGCGGCAGCUUCUGAUAUCUUGCCUUGAAAAGAAUAGAUUUACAUAGUUUAUCUUGUUCUGUAGAGAUUUUGACACCUCUGCUUCAAAGAGACAUCAGUAAUCCAGAGCUCUAAUAUAACUCCAAAAAAUGCAGUUCACAUCUCAAGGAAUAUUUGAGCAGUUGGAAUGGCAUGCAAAUUUAAUUGGUUCACUCAUGAUCAAUAGGGAAAGGCACUCCUUGGUUGGUCUAUAGCCCCAGAUUAUAGACUUUGACUUUUGUUUUUCUGCCUUCUGAAAUGGCUAAGUAAGUUACUAGGUUGCAUUAAAAUACCAGAAAGAAAACUGCAGUGGUUCAGAAUCAGGCCCGUGCUUUCCUGGCAGUUGGGAUGGGCAGUAAAUACUGGCCUUGACAACAGCACCCAUACUCAGUGAAAGUUGACAAGAGAUGGCUUCAAGAUUUGGAAAGUCGACUGACGAUGAUGUGUUUGUAAGGUACAUUAUAUCCAUUCAUGUUUUGAUAUUAAACAUGCAAGUGGCCUUACCACAACCGUGUACAGUUAAUCAUUUAAAAACUGCUCAUUGAUUAGAAAAUUGUUAAUAAAGUUUUGGUCUAAAUCUUAAGAGUUGGUGUGUAUGGCCUGGUUACACUUGAACCAAUAUUUGAAGCCACUAAUUUUCUCAUGGUGAAUUAUCUAUGGAGUGUUUGGAAACUUUCACCUUUGUUCCCGAGACUAUACUGUGUAGCAUCUGUAUUAGCUGUAGGUCACUCAGAGUUGGAAAAGCUUAAUUAAAAUCUCCAGCAUUUUUACUGUUAAGUAAUUGUUUAAUAGUGAUUCUGUUUGCAUGCAAUGAUGGAAUGCUGAAUCAAAUUAGGACUGAAACUGUAAAAUAUUUACUGGUGUCAGAUAUUGAAGCUUUGAAACCUUGUUGAGAUAAAAUUGCCUUUGACAUUCGAUAAAAUGCACCAAAAAUGUUACAUUCCCACUUUUAUGUAUUUAGUAUUCUCAGUUGAAGUAUCAUCAUGUAACUUUUUUUGCCCACAACACUUGUCAAUGAAUGUUUUUAAUAAAAGUGUUUCU
Molecule: messenger RNA, 8645 nt
Organism: Mobula hypostoma (lesser devil ray)
Lineage: Eukaryota; Metazoa; Chordata; Chondrichthyes; Myliobatiformes; Myliobatidae
Gene: phf6
Product: PHD finger protein 6
Exons: 12
Coding region: 130-1212 (360 amino acids)
Cellular component (GO): nucleus
Source: RefSeq, a predicted model, not a curated record